AUGAAAGAGAAAGUAGUAGAAAUAUUAGAAGAGAUACAAGCCAAACCACAAGGAGAGAAAGAAAUAAGAGAAAAGACGGGGAUAGAAGCGGAGAUAGUUAAAAUCAGUUUAGAAGAAAUGGUAGAAGAGAAGAUAAUAAAGAAAGGGAAGAAAGAAGGGAUGUAUUACUACUAUACAGGAAAUGAAGAAGAAAUAAGGAAAGAAAUAAUAGAGAUAAUGAAAGGGAUAGAAGAGAUGAAAAAAGAAAUUGAAAGAUAUGAGAAAGCAAGUGAGGAGUCAAUGGAGAAAGUGCAUAAAUACAAUGAGAUCAAGGAUAUAGGACAAGAGCUUAUGGGAAGGAAGGGACAAAUGGAAGGGAAAACAAUAGAAGAGAUUUACAAAGAAUAUCAAAUGGGAUAUGAAGAUUAA
Molecule: messenger RNA, 408 nt
Organism: Entamoeba histolytica HM-1:IMSS
Lineage: Eukaryota; Evosea; Mastigamoebida; Endamoebidae
Exons: 2
Coding region: 1-408 (135 amino acids)
Source: RefSeq, a predicted model, not a curated record